CCAAUGGAAAACGUCUCUUCCUACGGCAGUGCGCCUCCGGUUCGUUAGUUAGCGCCACGUGCUGCGACGAUUCUAACCGGCGCGGCGGCGGGAAUGCGCGGGAAAAGAUUGACACACGAAUCAAGGAUGAAUCUUCUUUAUUUCUUUUUUCAACAUUAAAAUUUUCAACGCAACCUUGUUGGUCCAGCAAGGACGAUGCUCGCUUUCACGUAAUUCUCGUAGGCAGAUAAUUGCGUUAACAUUUUGCUAACGAUAAGAACAGAGCUCUUUGCUCUUCGACUUUCACUGUUUCGCGGCGCUGUAUUCGAAUUCCUCCGAAACCAUUUUGCAAUUCUCAAUUUCACCGAAUUGAUACCGAAGAAUCGAAGGAGUAACGCUAGAAAAUUUUCUUUCUCUUCUCAUCUCGACUCGAUUCACCUUAUUUUCCUUUCGUCUAACGAUAUCAUAACUCUCUUUCAGCGGAUGGAAACGCAGGAAUUCAUUGGGGAAAAAAGCGAGCCGUCUGGACGCAUUAGAUCGGCGCACCUGCAAAGGCGCGCCUCUUUUGAACCAGUUCACGGGACCAAUUACGCUCGCUUCUGGCAAACUUGUCUCACCGUAUCUCGUCGUGGAUUUUGUUCGACCGCUUUUGGCGAUGGCCACGUUUCCAAAUCCUUAUAGACGACCUUUUUUGGACAACCAGACGAGCGAGGUUCGCGCGCACAGAUAUUAAGAUAUGACAUUUUGAUUAUGUUCACGGAUGAAUCACUUCACACGCACGCGAUAUAAUGCUAUUCACUUGGAACCUUGCAUUUGCAUAUUAACGACCUCGAACGUUAAGAACUGGUCUCUGAAAAUGUGACUCCUCUCCAGAUACACUUUUCACGAUUAAUCCAUUUUAGGAUGUCCACGCGGAACGUGACUCGACGGUAAGAGAUUACGAAGGCUGCAGCUUUUCUAGAAUUUAUGAGCCGUAACGUUCAAAGAGCCAGCUCUGACCUGCUGGCCAAUUUCGUCGAAUCAUGAAUGUCCUCGACUCUUCUGACCGCAUCCCUUACAAGCAUUGUCCCUGAUUGGAUCGUUGUCCUUCCUGUGACAAAGGGAUCCUACAGCCUUAUACAGGUCCCAUUGAAUGGUUAUUCUUAACAAUAAAGAUAUCUCGCAUCGCUAUGGGUGCUUCAUCGUCGGUGAACUAUCCAAAAAGGUUGGCUCAGCAAAGCAUUCGUCUCCGGUAUCCCGAGGAUUGUCGUAGGUGUCGAUCCGUAAUCUGGCAAUUCGUAUCGGUGAUUGCCCAUAGAAAGAAUCAAUCCCCGCUGGAUCCCAGCUUGAUCUCAUCACCGGCGAUGGUUCGGCUGUGCUUCGUGCCGCUCCGGCGAUCUUCGUCUCCCACUGGGUGCUCUGUGGCUGGCGGAUCAGUCAGAAAGCGCUCGACGUACGGACAGUAUCGUGCGCGCCGGCCACGACAGCAUGCGCGGGAAUUUCGUUUGUCGUUCGUUUCACGAUUGUCCAUGCUGCGACGUCUCGUUUCUCACUCGACGAUGACAAUUAUUAUCGAUUAGUUAAUAUCAUCUAGUGCGAUCUGACGUUGGAUCGAGAGAAUUGUCAGGAAUUUCAUUCAUUCACGGAUUUAAGAGCAGCGGUCAUCAUUGGAAUAGGACUCAGAAAUCAGGUUUUUAUUGGAAGAAACCGUGCACUUCCCGUCACGAGAAGCUCCGAGAGCAUCAGGAUUCCACCGGCAGGCAUGAUCGAAUGAUGGAGGUGAUUUCGACACGCCGAUACGAGGCUCGUCCACCGAUUCUCAUCGACCCUGAGAAUUCCGUGGCUUUGGUGAAAGAAGAGGAAUGGGAGACCCGCAAGAAGAAGGAAAUAACUACCACCCGGCAAAUAGAGACCAGAGUGAAGCGGCAGGUUGUACUGGAGGACGGCGAGGUUGUGGUGGACUCGGGUCCUUUGGUCACCACCAAUACCACCGAGGAUGUCGAACAACAAGAACACACCACUCAAGAAAGACGAACAACCGGCGAUCAGCCGCAGGAGGUUGAAUGGCCAACAGGUGGAAGGAGUUCCGCGGACGGUGGUAGCAUAGUUCAGAAGGAGUUAAACGAGACGGUGGUGAGGAGUCGCGAGGAGAUCGAGGAGAGGCUGGAAACAGAGGAUCGUCAACAGCUGGGAGAUAUCUCGGACGAGGCGUACCAGCAGGCUGUGCGAAACAACCGGGGUGAUCUUAGAUUGGCCCUCGCCGAAUCGUCCAAGCAGUUGGCGUCGCAAACUGGUCCCAGGGUGGUUCAGCACACGACCAAGUCGAACAAGGUUAUCGACACCGAGAAGACCCUCGAGAGGAAGGAACUUAAACCUGACGGACUGAUCGUAACGGAGAGGAAACGAACGGUCGAGCACGAGGAGAUAAAGGACGACGAGGUUCCUGACGAUGGGAAGGAUGUAGAAGACGAGGGCGCUGAGAAGAGAAAGGAGAGUUCUCAUAGGUUUAUCAAGAAAAGGGACGAGGAUAUAGUGGAUUAUAUCUCUGGCGGCGAGAGGGUUGCUCGAGAGAUGCGCUACGUCGCGGAGACGACCGAGGGAGAAAGAAUCGGCGAUUGGACACCAUCACCGACGGCCAUGAGAACCACUCGUUUCCAUAAACACUCUGGUUUUCCAGGAGAAAACUUUCCAGCCCGCAAGGACGUGCUAACGAAAAAGCCAUUGGACUUCGAGGAGGAAGACGAGGCUAGAAAGUUUGAGACCUCCAAGUGGUUGGAGAGCCAUUUCGGUAGCGAAUCGCGUUCCUCUCACGGCUCCAUCGACGCUGAUGACUCUCCUGUCCCAACCAGCACCAACACGAGCUACAUCAACGUUACCAUGAAAUCUUGCACGCCCAAGGAACGCGAUUAUCAGAAUGUUAAUGCUAAUCGACAUCAGCGACGGAGUACCGGAAGAGAUUCGACCUCUCCUUCCGGAUACUUCCAUGGAAUAAGCGACUGGUCCGAGAGAUAUCAAGGAAGAGAGAGACAGAAUCAGGUGAGAAACAGUUCACCGUCGCAGUACGUGGAGACGGUUCAUACAAACGGACACGCUCACGAGCAUCCAAGGAAACAAACGGAAUCAACGUACUCGAAGACGUACGAGUCUGUUCUUCGUCGCGAACAUCAAGAAUCCUUUCACGAACGACAACGUGUACCGUCUCCGCCUGUUCGACGGAAAUCGAAGGAACAGUGGGCAACCAAAUCCGAAGAGAGGAUCAGUCUAAACGAUUCAACGCCGGCCAGGACCUCGAGUCCUGUUCACGUUGUACAGAGAACCUGGGAGAGUCGUAACCGAGACGUCCAUGUACCAUCGGUCGAACGAGAGGACCGUAAGAAGUCGGUAUCUAGAUCAAGAUCAGCUUCACCGAUACCAGAGUCGAUUCCAGUAAAUGGUAAAAAGUCAACUGAGAAAUCGAGCGAGAAUUCGACACCUGUUCGUCCAGCAAAGAGUAAAUAUCAAAAGGCACUUAGCGCUGCUAAUUGUUUGAACGGUAAGAUUCAUGUUUCAAUUAAAUGUCCAGGUUCAGGGCAUUCCAAAUACAAGAUCGGCGAAUCGUUCAGGAAAUUAGUAGGGAAACUGCGUUCAGCCAGUAGCGAAAGGAAGAACAAACGCGCCAGUAGUAGCUCUACCUCUCAGCUGACUCAAACGGACGACAACGGACCGACCUACAUGCAGUACAACGUGAUCGACAAGAACAUUCCGUUUGUGAACGAAAGGGAGGCCGAGGAGAAGCCUCCGGAGAGGCCCUCCAGGUCUCUCAAGAACGCGAAUGUUAAUAACAGCAGCGGCAAAAUCACGAAAACCGUGAGAACGAGCGAUCAUGGGAGUCAAGAGCAAUGGCAACGCAGCGAAUCGACGCCACCGUUGCAUAGGUAUUAUCUAGGCGAAGAUCCCUUCGGUGGAAGUAUCUAUGGACGCGAGAAAGGAUACCGCGACGCGAGGAGGUCGGGUCAGACACGCGGCUGUAGGACUAGCGGCGAGACCGAGUACAGCGUCGUCUCCAGUUCCCUCGGCAGGUUUAGCAAGUCCACCGGCCGUCUGGCGAACGAUCACGAGAGGGAGGACCACUCGAGGACCACGCAAACCUUACCGAGGAACUUGCACUCCGGUGGACAGUACGGCCGAUCGCAGGUGUCGCGACGCCAAACAGCUGUACCCAGCGGAGUUAAACCAGCCACCGUCGUGCACCCCAACGUUCCACCGUCGAACCAGGCUCGUCGGUACGGGAGCAUGAUCAAUAUUUCUAUAAGGAACACGAUCACACCCCCGAAGUUUGCCGUGCAGAACAACGUCCAACCUCCGGCCAAGCCGGAAAGGACGUACAAGUCAUCCUUGUCCCGUAGCAAAAGCUUCAACGUCGAAGCUGGUAGAAAUGGCGCGGAUACUCCACCGCCACGGAUACCUUAUACAUCUACGUUACAAUUGAAUCGCUUAGACGAAACGCCGCCUCUUAAGAGUCCAGGUAUCUUGGCCAGUAUAAGUCGUAGUAACAAAGAUUUACCGAAGGACACCAGACGCGAGUAUUAAGCAAUUGUCGUGACUCAUUUCACCGCAAAGUUUCUAAUUCUUUUGUAACCAAUUGUUUUUCUUAUCUUAUUUUUCUUUUUAGUGUAACAUAGUUGAAGUGAAAUUCAGUAAUGUCGAUUAGCAGAGGACUUAUCCAGUGAAUAGUUUACUUUUAACAGCUCUAGCCGGGUUUUUAUCUAUCUUUGCUUUUCUUUUUUAACAAAUCCAAGAUUACAUAUCAGUUUAAUAGAGAGGAAUGAACGAUAGGGAUUCAUUCUUAGAUCAUUGUUAUCGUUGUACCAUAAAUAAUAUCAGAGCAUUUGCAUUUAUAUUUUUCAAUCGGAGAAUUUAUUCAAAUAUAGUACGUAUAUAAAUAUCUCUUAGUACAA
Molecule: messenger RNA, 4895 nt
Organism: Osmia bicornis bicornis
Lineage: Eukaryota; Metazoa; Arthropoda; Insecta; Hymenoptera; Megachilidae
Gene: chas
Exons: 16
Coding region: 1729-4527 (932 amino acids)
Source: RefSeq, a predicted model, not a curated record